This is a messenger RNA of Engraulis encrasicolus (European anchovy), 1038 nucleotides long. RefSeq lists its product as uncharacterized. The transcript has 2 exons. Lineage: Eukaryota; Metazoa; Chordata; Actinopteri; Clupeiformes; Engraulidae. The coding region runs from base 1 to 1038 and encodes 345 amino acids. The record is from RefSeq and is a predicted model, not a curated record.
AUGGAGAGUUUGCCACCAAAGACUACUGCUGGCAAGGCCCAGGUGAAAUGCAGACAUGACAACCCUGCCGUGCAUCAUGGGGGAAGUCCUACACCUGAACCAUCAGCCCUUGAACCAUCUUCAGAGGCAACAGCAUCAGCUCCCCAACCUCCUCCUCCGCAGUUGACCAGUGCUGCCCUGCUGCCAGCUCCUCAGCCCCAGGUUGCACCCCAACCCGAGGCACCGCAUCCAAUCUCGCUCACACUCAAAUGCCAGCCCCAGGCCGCACCCCAACCCGAGGCACCGCAUCCGGUCCCACUCGCACCCAAGUGCCAGCCCCAGGUCGCACCCCAACCCGAGGCACCGCAUCCGGUCCCACUCGCACCCAAGUGCCAGCCCCAGGUCGCACCCCAACCCGAGGCACCGCAUCCGGUCCCACUGGCAUCCAAGUGCCAGCCCCAGGUCGCACCCCAAACCGAGGCACCGCAUCCGGUCCCACUCGCACCCGAGGCACAGCAUCCGGUCCCACUCGCACCCAAGUGCCAGCCCCAGGUGGGACCCCAACCCGAGGCACCGCAUCCGGUCCCACUCGCACCCAAGCCGCAGCUUGCAGCCCAACAUCAGGCAGCGCGGCGUCCAAUCCCCAUUGCGCCCAAACCUCAGGUCGUCACACCCCAGGUUGUCACACUCCAGCCCGAGCCACCGAAUCCAUUCCUGCCACCGAAUCCAUCCCUGCUCACACCCAAGCGCGGCCGACCUAAGGCCUCACUUCCUCGUCCGCUGCAUCCUGUUCCGAUUGCGCCCAAACCUCAGCUUGCAGCCCAACAUCAGGCAGCACCGCGGCCAGUCCUGCUCCUACCCAAGCCUCAGGCUGCACCCCAAUCAGCCCUCAUUUCACCUCCGCCUGAGGUGGUCGCAGUGUCACAUGACCUGACAUCGACGUGUAGUUCUAUCCGCGUGUAUCGGAGUCUGGGCUUCAGCGGCCCAGAGGGAGGUGUCAUCCAGCAGUGCAAACACACAAGCUGCAAGGAAUCACAACAGCUUUCCAGCUUCAUCUAA